AUGCUUAGCUCUACCCAGCGCAUUGUACCCACAUCAGCUCGAUGGGUCGAACCUAUCCCAUACUUAUAUUAUUUCGCCAUGGCUGCUAUAUCUCUCGCCAUGGUGAAAAUACGACUCGAGAUUGGAGGGUGUAUCGGGACCGGUAAGACAGCCAAGAGGCCCGAGUGUCUUGUUGCCUUCCUUGCCCUCAAAGUGGCUAACUGCAAUUUCAAUGAUAUACGGAGGGCUGGCCUAGGUAUGGGUCAGCUUGGAGGUCCAGAGUUGAUUCUGGCCAGAAAUACCAGCGAGAGAAAACCCAGAAUUAACCGGGUCAAGGAUGGAAAAACUUAG
Molecule: messenger RNA, 330 nt
Organism: Trichophyton verrucosum HKI 0517
Lineage: Eukaryota; Fungi; Ascomycota; Eurotiomycetes; Onygenales; Arthrodermataceae
Exons: 1
Coding region: 1-330 (109 amino acids)
Source: RefSeq, a predicted model, not a curated record